Zingiber officinale is the source of this 2973-nucleotide messenger RNA. Its product is annotated as receptor-like protein EIX2. The record is from RefSeq and is a predicted model, not a curated record. The transcript has a single exon. Bases 1 to 2973 code for a protein of 990 amino acids. Gene Ontology annotation, molecular function: protein binding. Lineage: Eukaryota; Viridiplantae; Streptophyta; Magnoliopsida; Zingiberales; Zingiberaceae.
AUGCAGGCUAUUUUCUUCCUAAUCAUCUUAUUGUUUAGCACUAGAGCAUACUGUGAUGAUCAUCCACAUGCAUCUAAGGGGAGCCAUUGCUUGGAGAGUGAAAGGAGAGCUCUACUUGCCAUCAAGUCUGAUUUGUAUAAUUCUGACCACUGGCUUUCUUCUUGGAGUAGUUAUGACUGUUGCAACUGGAGUGGAGUCGCCUGUGACAACACCACUAGUCAUGUCAUUAGGCUUGAUGUUCACUACCCAUUUGAUCAAUUUGCUUCGUCUCCUGACAAAAGUAAGGUAAAUCCUUCUUUGUUUGAAUUGAAGUAUUUAAAAUACCUGGAUUUAAGCUUCAACAACUUCUCAACACAUGUGCCUAGUAUGAUUUCCUCGCUUGUCCAUUUGGAAUAUCUCAACCUCUCCAAUGCCAACUUUAAUGGAUUAAUUCCUCAACAAUUGGGCAAUCUUUCUAACCUACGCAUCCUCGACCUUAAUUGUUAUUUUAUGCAAUGGAAUGUAAGGUCAGAUGACCUAAGCUGGCUCUCCCACCUAACUUCUCUAGAAUAUCUAGACAUGAGCUAUGUCUUUCUCUUUAGAGCAAAUAGUUGGUUUCACCAAAUUAAUUAUAAUAGCUUGGAAGUUCUUGCUCUAUCAAAUUGUUCACUACAAGAUGCAGUAGGAGCUGGCACUAGUAUAAUGAAACUCAAUUCAUCAAGUAAUCAGAUUGAAGGAAAUAUUUCAGUGAAUGCAAAGAAAUUGAAGUACUUGGAUUUAUCUGGUAAUUCUUUAACAAGAGUUCCACUUGAUAUGGGAAAUCUUAUCCAGUUGGAGUAUUUGGAUUUGCAGCAUAAUCAAAUCACCAAAGAGAUACUUCUGAGCUUGGGCAAUCUUAUCAACUUGGAGUACUUAAAUCUUUUUGAUAAUGAAAUCUUUGGUGAGAUACCUCUAAGCAUAGGCAACCUUACUAGCUUGAUAUAUUUGGAUAUGUCAUAUAAUGCAAUUUCUGGGCGUAUACCAGAUGUUUUAUGCAAUUUUGUCUAUUUGGAGGAAAUAAUCUUAUUUGGUAAUGAUUUUUAUGGUGAAAUACCAAAAAACAUUAGCAAACUUCACAACUUGUUGAAUUUUGAGGUAUCAGUUAAUAAAUUGACAGGGCAGAUACCAUUGAGUUUGGCUGAUCUAUGCAACUUGGAGGGUUUGGGUUUAUCCCAUAAUAAUAUUAGUGGAGAACUAACAAAUCUACUAGAUGGUUUAUCUAAAUGCCCACAAGGAUCCAACUUACAGUCCUUUGAUAUAACUGACAAUAUGUUCAGUGGGUUAAUCCCUUUGAGUCUCGGGCAAUUAGCUCAACUGCAAUACUUGGAUAUCUCAUGGAAUUCAUUACAGGGCAAUGUGACAGAGGCUCACUUAUCCCAUCUCACUAACUUAAAGCAUUUGGAUAUAUGUCAUAACUCCUUGAAUGUGAUUUUAUCAGAUGAUUGGCUUCCUCCUUUUGAUGCUGAAUUUAUUGAUAUGAGCUAUUGUCAUUUGGGGACUGGAUUUCCUUCCUGGAUUCAAACACAAACAAACUUGUGGGUAUUAUUUUUAUCUGAAGUUGGACUUCAUGGAAAUAUUCCAGGUUGGUUUUUAGAUUUCAUUUCCAUUAAUUCAGGAUUUUAUCUUAGCUUGAACUCAAACAAUUUGAAUGGCCAGUUACCUUCUAGCUUACCUUUCUUUAUGGAUCUAUCAAAUAACUCCUUUGAAGGAAUAAUUCCAUUAAGCUAUGCAAAUGUUGAACACGUUGGAGUAUUAAAGUUGUCUAAUAACCAUUUCUAUGGUAGUUUCCCACCCUUCUUUUGCAAUUUUACUAAUUUAUUUGUACUAGACUUAUCCAGCAAUCACUUAUCGGGUGAAGUCCCAAAUUGCCAUGGCUCAUAUCCAAUUAAUUUGAACUCUGUGCACAUGAAUAAUAACAAUUUGUCUGGAUCAUUUCCUUCCGCCUUAAGAUAUUCUAAAGAAUUAAUUGUUCUUGAUCUUGGUGGGAAUAAAUUUUCUGGUGCGAUACCAAAAUGGGUGGGAGGGAACUUCCCAUUUCUAAAGUUUCUACAUUUGAGCUCAAAUUCAUUCCAUGGUGCUAUUCCAAUGAGUAUAGGAAAUCUUCCUUCCCUCCAAAUUUUGGAUCUUUCAUCCAAUAAUUUGAUUGGCAGUAUACCAUCCACUAUUGCAAAUUUCAAUUUUAUGAGUGUGAGACAAAACUACAGUGAUCGAUUGCAUUUUAGUGCCAACUAUUCUCAUUCUCCUGGAUGCAAAUCCUGUUUGUACUCUCCGAGUGAUGAGAUGGAAUAUCUCCUCAAUGAUGCCAUUAUAAUAAAUGCAAAAGGUGUGACCAAUGAAUACACUACCACUCUUAGUGCGGUGGCAAGCAUAGACUUGUCAAGCAAUGAGCUUUCCGGUGAGAUUCCAAAAGAGAUCACGAAGCUUCGUGGAUUGUGCUUUCUCAACUUAUCAGACAACCAUUUGUCCGGAAGAAUUCCAGAAAAUAUUGAUGUCAUGACAGAAUUACUGUCUCUUGACUUGUCAAUGAACCAUUUGAUUGGAGAAAUUCCUUUAGGCCUAUCUACUCUACACUUUCUUAGCUCCUUGAAUCUCUCCUACAACAACUUGUCAGGAAGAAUCCCAACAGGCGGUCAAUUGGCAACCUUCAAUGACUUAAGUUAUAUUGGCAAUGAGGACCUUUGUGGUGUGCCACUUCCAAAGUGUCCUGGUGAUGAAACUAAUCAUUCAUCAUAUCAAGCGAGAGAUAAAGAAGACAAUGAUAAGCUUGAAAAAGUUCUAGAUUAUACCUUUAUUGUUAUGGGAUUUAUAGUUGGAUUCUGGAUAUAUCUGGGUGUAAUAUUCAUGAAAAAGUCUAAGAGGAUUACUUUCUUCCGGAUGGCGGACAAGAUGUAUGACUGGAUGUAUGUGCAACUCUCACUGAAGUUUGCAAAGCUAAAAUUGCAAUGGCAAAAGUGA